Messenger RNA from Ziziphus jujuba (common jujube), 1608 nucleotides. RefSeq names its product probable mitochondrial-processing peptidase subunit beta, mitochondrial. The transcript is spliced from 9 exons. Gene Ontology annotation, cellular component: mitochondrion. Gene Ontology annotation, biological process: proteolysis. The coding region runs from base 34 to 1608 and encodes 524 amino acids. Gene Ontology annotation, molecular function: metal ion binding; metalloendopeptidase activity. Lineage: Eukaryota; Viridiplantae; Streptophyta; Magnoliopsida; Rosales; Rhamnaceae. The record is from RefSeq and is a predicted model, not a curated record.
ACAAUACUCAAAAGAACACAAAACCACAUCUCCAUGGCGAUAAUCCGCCACCUUACCAGAACCACUCUUUCUCUAUCCCUCCUCUCUCUAUCCAACGGCUCAACUCGCUCCGCCUCAUCUCUCCUCCACCGUUCUCCACCACCACCUCAGGACCCCACAUUAAUGCAGUACGACCGCCUUUCCAACUCCAUCAACACCAAGAUCAAACGUCUCGAUCACCCGGACCCACGGUUCCUCCGCUACACCUCCCCGCACCCAACAUCUUCCCUGGACCUCACUCCCAUCCUCUCGUCCCCAAGAACCAGAAUCACCACCCUCCCUAACGGCCUUCGAGUCGCUACUCAAUCGACUCAGUGGGAUAAAACAGCCACCGUCGGCGUUUGGGUAGACGCCGGUUCUCGGUUCGAGACCGACGAGACCAACGGUGUCGCGCACUUCCUGGAGCACAUGAUCUUGAACGGGACCAAGUCGAGGUCCGGGAAGGCAUUGUGGGAGGAAGUGGAGAACAUGGGAGGCUACUUGAAUGCUUACACGUCGAGGGAACAGACGACUUACUAUGUGAAGGUGAUGGGGGAAGAAGUUCCGAUGGCUUUGGAUAUAUUGGCCGACAUGUUGCAGAAUUCGUGCAUGGAUGAGGCUCUGAUCGAUCAAGAGCGUGGUAUUAUUCUUCAGGAGAAGGAAGAGGUGGAGAUGCAGGCUGAGGAAGUUAUAUUUGAUCAUUUGCAUGCAACUGCAUUCCAGUACAGUCCUCUGGGUAGAACCAUUCUGGGACCCGUAAAUAAUAUUAAAAAGAUUACCAAAGCAGAUCUUCAAGAUUAUGUUUCCACCCAUUACGCUGCCCACAGAAUGGUAAUUUGUGGAGUUGGAGCUGUGAGGCAUGAAGAUAUUGUGGAGCAAGUGAAGAAGUUGUUUACAAAGCUCUCAGCUAAUCCAAACACAAGCCUUCAGUGGGUUGCAAAUCAACCAACAAUUUUCACUGGCUCUGAGGUUCGAAUAAUUGAUGACGAUGCUCCUCUGGCACAAUUUGCUAUUGCAUUCGAAGGAGCAUCAUACACGGAUCCAGAUUCCAUUGCUUUGAUGGUGAUGCAGACCGUGCUUAGUUCUUGGGACAAAACUUCUGGGGCCGGAAAACACAUGGGUUCAGAGCUUGCACAGAAGGUCAGCAUUAACGAAUUAGCAGAAAGCAUGGCGGCUUUUAGCACCAACUAUUCAGAUACAGGCCUCUUUGGUGUCUAUGCUGUUGCAAAGCCAGAUUGCUUAGAGGAUUUAUCCCAGGCGAUAAUGUACCAAAUAACAAAAUUAAUUUAUCGAGUUUCGGAAGUUGAUGUUAUCCGUGCUCGUAAUCAGCUGAAAUCUUCUAUGCUUCUCCACUUAGAUGGAACAACCCCUGUUGCUGAAGAUAUUGGACGUCAGUUGCUUAAAUAUGGACGAAGAAUCCCAUUGACUGAAUUGAUGGCGAGGAUUGAUGCCGUAGAUGUUGACACAGUUAAACAUGUUGCAAACCGUUUUAUAUUUGACAAGGACAUGGCAAUUGCUGCAAUGGGACCCAUUCAAGGUUUACAAGACUACAAUUGGUUUCGUCGCAGGACCUAUUGGUUGCGUUAUUAG